Rotaria sp. Silwood2 is the source of this 432-nucleotide messenger RNA. The record is from the annotation of a GenBank genome assembly. Lineage: Eukaryota; Metazoa; Rotifera; Eurotatoria; Philodinida; Philodinidae.
AUGCCUGCUCCUCUUAAACCAUCAUUUAUCGAAACUAUUCAUCAUGACAUAUAUGAGACUAUCAAUCCUCGGACAACAUUAGCCAAUAAGGCUCGUGGAAAAACUAUUCUCAUUACUGGUGCAGGCAGAGGCAUUGGACGGGCUGCUGCUAUUGCUUUCGCACAUGCUGGGGCCGAUCGGCUUAUUCUAACGGCACGGACAGCAUCUCAAUUGGACGCAACUGCAAAUGAAGUCAAAGCUGUAUCAAACGAGGUGGAGAUCAUGAAAAUCCAAACUGAUAUGACAAAUGAGUCUCAAGUUGAUACCUUAUUCCGUGCAAUUCAAGUUCUUUGUCAACGUCAUUGCAUUGGUAGAACAACUAUAGAUAAAUAUCGAAAAUAUAUUCAAAAAGGAUUGUACAUUUCAAAUAUCGAUUCAAUAGGUUUUAGUUAA